CCAUGUUCGCAAAUCCUAUUUUGCCCUUCUGCUCACUCACCGAAUUAUAACUCUCCUUCACUUGCAUCUGUCGCUCACGCAAACCAGACCCCAGACUUUGCCUUUCAUUUGCGUUUUCCCCUUCACAAUUAGCAGCUUUACAUUUUCUGCCAUGGCUGCUAGGGGAUUAUUCAUCGACGACGGAUAUUUGCUUCCAGUCUCUGGCGAUGCACAGUUUUCCGCAGAACACGGUUACGUGCAGGCAGGCAAUUCCAAUAAUUUCCCAGUGGAUGACCUCUUCGAUUUCUCCACAGAGGACGACGACGCCAUGACCGGCGGUUUCUUCCACCAGCACACUGCUACUGGCGACUCCUCCACCGUCACUUGCCUCGACAGCUGCAACUCCUCUGUUUCCGGCGGCUGUAACUUUGACGCUACAUUCACCGCCUCAGAAAUUUGCGUUCCGUAUGAAGAUCUGGCGGAGCUGGAAUGGCUAUCAAACUUCGUUGAAGAGUCGUUCUCAAGCGACAAGUUUCAAAACCUUCAACUCAUUACCGCCGCCAACGGUAACUGUACCACUACAAUUGCCGCCGGCCGCCAUCACAGCUUAACCGGAAACAAUAGUUCUCCUCCCCCGGCAUUUCCGUGCGAUGUAUCUGUUCCCGGUAAAGCACGGAGCAAGCGUUCAAGGGCCUCAGGUUGGCCUUUCCGGCUCCAACAACUCCCUUCCGCCACGUCGUCCUCCGACAGCAGCGGCGGUUCGAUCGACCCUGCAGCCAAAAGGGCGGCGUGUAAGAGAAGAGAGAGCAGUGAGAUUGUCGGGCGGAAGUGCCUGCACUGCGCUUCUGAUAAGACCCCUCAGUGGCGGACAGGCCCGUUGGGCCCAAAGACACUCUGCAAUGCCUGUGGGGUCCGCUACAAAUCGGGUCGCCUGGUGCCCGAGUACCGACCCGCGGCGAGCCCGACUUUUGAGUCAGCGAAGCACUCCAACUCCCACCGCAAAGUGGUGGAGCUCCGGAGGCAAAAGGAGUUCCGGGGACAUCAUCGGGAGCAGCAGCAGGUGCUGCUGCUGCAACCGCCGCCGGUGGUGAGUCAAGCCUCGAUUUACGGCGGAGAAGAUUACUUGCUUCAGCAUCUUCUUCAAAAAGAAAGUGGGUGCACUGAUUUUAGGCACAUGGUGUAGCGACAUUGGUGUGCGCACCUUUACCUUUUUUUCAAGCUUUAAGUAACAAACAACCCUUUUCCGAUUUUGACCAUAUAUAUUAAUUAUAAUUAUAUUUUGAGCUAUUUUGAAUUUUUAGGAGGGAAGAAUGAAAAGCUAUUGAAGUGGGAAAAAGAAAGCAGAUAUAUAUUCCAUAAAUUACAUGUUCAUGGUAUAUUGAAUUAGUGAAUUGAAUUUUGAAUAUCUAUUGCUGUAUGUUAUCAUUAUUAUACGAAGUAUCCGUGGAAUUAUUAUGAUAAGCUGGAUUUCAACAAAUUAUAAGUUAUUUUAGUAACAGCUUCGUUUGAGUAGUGAGUACUGAGUAGGGACUAGGGAGUGCUAUCUGAAACCAUUUUGUAAACUCAUUUUGGCGAUAAGUAAUGAAAACAGCUUCGUUUUCUUAUUU
Cuscuta epithymum is the source of this 1586-nucleotide messenger RNA. Lineage: Eukaryota; Viridiplantae; Streptophyta; Magnoliopsida; Solanales; Convolvulaceae. The record is from the annotation of a GenBank genome assembly.